Lepus europaeus (European hare) is the source of this 4398-nucleotide messenger RNA. RefSeq names its product nitric oxide synthase 1 (gene NOS1). The transcript has 28 exons. Bases 1 to 4398 code for a protein of 1465 amino acids. Gene Ontology annotation, biological process: nitric oxide biosynthetic process. NCBI's taxonomy places the organism in Eukaryota, Metazoa, Chordata, Mammalia, Lagomorpha, Leporidae. The record is from RefSeq and is a predicted model, not a curated record. Gene Ontology annotation, molecular function: heme binding; calmodulin binding; FMN binding.
AUGGAGGAGCACGUGUUUGGCGUUCAGCAAAUCCAGCCCAAUGUCAUCUCGGUCCGUCUGUUCAAGCGCAAGGUGGGGGGCCUGGGGUUCCUGGUGAAGGAGCGCAUCAGCAAGCCCCCCGUGAUCAUCUCCGACCUGAUUCGAGGCGGCGCCGCCGAGCAGAGCGGCCUCAUCCAGGCCGGCGACAUCAUUCUUGCCGUGAACGGCAGGCCCUUGGUGGACCUGAGCUACGACAGUGCCCUGGAAGUGCUCCGGGGUGUUGCCUCGGAGACCCACGUCGUCCUCAUCCUGAGGGGCCCCGAGGGCUUCACCACGCACCUGGAGACCACCUUCACCGGAGACGGCACCCCCAAGACCAUCCGGGUAACCCAGCCCCUGGGUGCCCCCACCAAAGCCGUCGAUCUAUCCCACCAGCCGCCGUCAGCCGGCAAAGAGCAGCCACGGCCAGUGGACGGGGCCACGGGGCCUGGCAGCUGGCCUCAGCCCGCCCAAGGUCAUGGGCAGGAAGCCGGCUCACCCUCCCGCGCCAAUGGCCUGGCCCCCAGAACGUCAAGCCAGGACCCUGCCAAGAAAAGUGGCCGGGCAGGCCUGCAAGGCAGUGGGGAUAAAAAUGAGCUCCUGAAGGAGAUCGAGCCCGUGCUGACCCUCCUCGCCGGUGGGAGCAAGGCAGUCGACGGAGGGGGCCCUGCCAAGGUGGAGACGAGAGACACAGGAGUCCAGGUGGACAGGGACCUGGAUGCCAAGUCCCACAAGCCUCUGCCUCUUGGCGUGGAGAACGACCGCGUCUUCAGUGACCUGUGGGGGAAGGGCAGCGCGCCUGUGGUCCUCAACAACCCCUAUUCAGAGAAGGAGCAGCCCCCUGCCUCGGGCAAGCAGUCCCCCACUAAGAAUGGCAGCCCCUCCAAGUGCCCCCGCUUCCUCAAGGUCAAGAACUGGGAGACAGACGUGGUUCUCACUGAUACCCUGCACCUUAAGAGCACCCUGGAAACCGGAUGCACCGAGCACAUAUGCAUGGGGUCCAUCAUGCUCCCCUCCCAGCACACACGGAGGCCGGAAGACAUCCGCACAAAAGAGCAGCUCUUCCCUCUUGCCAAAGAAUUCAUCGAUCAGUACUACUCCUCCAUUAAAAGAUUUGGCUCCAAAGCCCACAUGGAGAGACUGGAGGAGGUGAAUAAGGAGAUCGAAAGCACCAGCACCUACCAGCUCAAGGACACGGAGCUCAUCUACGGGGCCAAGCAUGCCUGGCGGAACGCCUCCCGCUGCGUCGGCAGGAUCCAGUGGUCCAAGCUGCAGGUGUUUGAUGCCCGCGACUGCACCACGGCUCACGGCAUGUUCAACUACAUCUGCAACCACAUCAAGUAUGCCACCAACAAAGGGAACCUCAGGUCGGCCAUCACCAUAUUUCCCCAGAGGACUGAUGGCAAGCAUGACUUCCGUGUCUGGAACUCUCAGCUCAUCCGCUAUGCCGGCUACAAGCAGCCCGAUGGCUCCACGCUGGGGGACCCAGCCAACGUGCAGUUCACAGAGAUCUGCAUACAGCAGGGCUGGAAGCCCCCGAGGAGCCGCUUCGAUGUCCUGCCGCUGCUGCUCCAAGCCAACGGCAAUGACCCUGAGCUCUUCCAGAUCCCGCCGGAACUGGUGCUGGAAGUGCCCAUCAGGCACCCCAAGUUCGAGUGGUUCAAGGACCUGGGACUGAAGUGGUACGGCCUCCCGGCUGUGUCCAACAUGCUCCUGGAGAUUGGCGGCCUGGAGUUCAGCGCCUGUCCCUUCAGCGGCUGGUACAUGGGCACGGAGAUCGGCGUCCGCGACUACUGCGACAACUCCCGCUACAACAUCCUGGAGGAAGUGGCCAAGAAGAUGAACUUGGACAUGAGGAAGACGUCCUCCCUGUGGAAGGACCAGGCGCUGGUGGAGAUCAACAUUGCCGUUCUCUACAGCUUCCAGAGCGACAAGGUGACCAUCGUGGACCACCACUCUGCCACUGAGUCCUUCAUUAAGCACAUGGAGAAUGAGUACCGCUGUCGGGGGGGCUGCCCCGCCGACUGGGUGUGGAUCGUGCCCCCCAUGUCGGGCAGUAUCACCCCUGUCUUCCACCAGGAGAUGCUCAACUACCGGCUCACCCCCUGCUUCGAAUACCAGCCCGAUCCUUGGAACACCCACGUCUGGAAAGGCACCAAUGGGACCCCCACGAAGCGGCGCGCCAUCGGCUUCAAGAAACUGGCAGAAGCCGUGAAGUUCUCAGCCAAGCUGAUGGGGCAGGCGAUGGCCAAGAGGGUCAAAGCGACAAUCCUCUAUGCCACUGAGACGGGCAAAUCGCAAGCCUAUGCCAAAACCCUGUGUGAGAUCUUCAAGCACGCCUUUGAUGCCAAGGUGAUGUCCAUGGAAGAAUAUGACAUUGUGCACCUGGAACACGAAACUCUGGUCCUGGUGGUGACCAGCACCUUUGGCAAUGGAGACCCCCCUGAGAACGGAGAGAAAUUCGGCUGCGCUUUGAUGGAAAUGAGGCACCCCAACUCUCUGCAGGAGGAGAGGAAGUACCCGGAACCCUUGCGUUUCUUUCCCCGUAAAGGGCCUUCCCUCCCCCAUGGUGACACUGAAGUCCACGGUCUGGCUGCAGCCCGUGACAGCCAGCGCAGGAGCUACAAGGUUCGCUUCAACAGCGUCUCCUCCUACUCGGACUCCCGUAAGUCAUCAGGCGAUGGGCCCGACGUCAGAGACCACUUUGAGAGCGCUGGACCGCUGGCCAACGUGAGGUUCUCCGUGUUCGGCCUGGGCUCACGGGCGUACCCUCACUUCUGCGCCUUCGGUCAUGCCGUGGACACCCUCCUGGAAGAGCUGGGAGGGGAGAGGAUCCUGAAGAUGAGAGAAGGAGACGAGCUCUGUGGGCAGGAAGAGGCCUUCAGGACCUGGGCCAAGAAGGUCUUCAAGGCGGCCUGUGAUGUGUUCUGCGUGGGGGAUGACGUCAAUAUUGAGAAGGCGAACAAUUCCCUGAUCAGCAACGACCGCAGCUGGAAGAGGAACAAGUUCCGCCUCACCUAUGUGGCCGAAGCCCCUGGACUGACACAAGGCCUUUCCAGCGUCCACAAGAAGCGAGUCUCUGCCGCUCGGCUCCUUAGCCGUCAAAACCUCCAGAGCCCUAAAUCCAGCCGCUCCACCAUCUUCGUGCGUCUGCACACCAACGGGAGUCAGGAGCUGCAGUACCAGCCUGGGGACCACCUGGGGGUCUUCCCUGGCAACCACGAGGACCUCGUGAACGCCCUCAUCGAGCGGCUGGAAGACGCGCCCCCUGCCAACCAGAUGGUCAAAGUGGAGCUCCUGGAAGAGCGGAACACGGCUUUGGGCGUCAUCAGUAACUGGAAAGACGAGCCCCGCCUGCCGCCCUGCACGGUCUUCCAGGCCUUCAAGUACUACCUGGACAUCACCACGCCACCCACGCCCCUGCAGCUGCAGCAGUUUGCCUCCCUGGCCAGCAACGAGAAAGAGAAGCAACGCCUGUUGGUCCUCAGCAAGGGUCUGCAGGAGUACGAGGAGUGGAAAUGGGGCAAGAACCCCACCAUCGUGGAGGUGCUGGAGGAGUUCCCAUCCAUCCAGAUGCCGGCCACCCUGCUGCUCACCCAGCUGUCCCUGCUGCAGCCACGCUACUACUCCAUCAGCUCCUCCCCAGACAUGUACCCCGACGAGGUGCACCUCACCGUGGCCAUUGUCUCCUACCACACCCGAGAUGGAGAAGGACCAAUUCACCACGGUGUGUGCUCUUCUUGGCUCAACCGGAUACCUGCUGACGAGGUGGUGCCCUGCUUUGUGAGAGGCGCGCCCAGCUUCCGCCUGCCCCGGAACCCCCAAGUCCCCUGCAUCCUAGUGGGGCCGGGCACCGGCAUCGCACCUUUCCGGAGCUUCUGGCAACAGCGGCAGUUUGACAUCCAGCACAAAGGAAUGAGCCCCUGCCCCAUGGUCCUGGUGUUCGGGUGCCGGCAGUCCAAGAUCGAUCACAUCUACAGGGAGGAGGCGCUCCAGGCCAAGAACAAGGGCGUCUUCAGAGAGCUGUACACGGCCUACUCCCGGGAGCCCGACAAGCCGAAGAAGUACGUGCAGGACAUCCUGCAGGAGCAACUGGCGGAGCAGGUGUACCGGGCGCUCAAGGAGCAGGGCGGCCACAUCUACGUGUGCGGGGACGUGACCAUGGCCGCCGACGUGCUCAAAGCCGUGCAGCGCAUCAUGGCUCAGCAGGGGAAGCUCUCGGCCGAGGACGCUGGCGUGUUCAUCAGCAGGCUGAGGGAUGACAACCGGUACCACGAGGAUAUUUUCGGAGUCACCCUGCGGACGUACGAAGUGACCAACCGCCUUAGAUCUGAGUCCAUCGCCUUCAUCGAGGAGAGCAAAAAAGACACCGACGAGUAA